CAGCAGAGCAAGCAAAUAAAUAACAUUGAGCACCGCAUAAAUUCUGUCAUUUAAUAUAGUUCGACUGAUCACCUCCAAAACGAAAUAAAUAAACCUAUUUUCCACAUAUUAGUAAAAAGACAUUUACGAAACAAGAGAAAUUAUAAUCAGUAUCUGGCAGAAAAUGUUGAAUGCUUUAGAAAAUAAUACAUUACACAGUUAUUCUUACAAAAAUCCUAAUCUUUACUCCACAACAAAUGACGUUGCAAAUCUCUUCACAAUGCUCAUUGCACAACAACAGCCAAAACACAUUAAUAAAGAACUAUCAUUAAAAAGCCGAUAUCAAUCGGUUUUCGUGGAAAAUUCUUUGGUUUAUAACUUCUUAAAUAGAACAGAAUCACCGCCAGCUAUAUCAACAGUAGCAACAACGACUACUCCUUCUACUAAUCAAUACAAAUAUCAAGAACUGUGGCCAAUUUCCCCUAAACAGUCAAAAUAUCAACUUAAAUUUGGGAUCGAUACAAUACUUGGCAGUGUGGAUACAAAUGAACACUUAUUGAAGAAAUCCUCCGAAGUAACAAAUGAUUUGAAAAAGUUAUUUGAAGUGAAAACAGAUCAGUUAUCAGUAAAAAGUACAACUUGUAUAAUGACAGCAAAUGAAACAGAGUCUAAUUGUGUAAAUAUAUAUUCUAAUGAAGAGAAAAGUGUUUUAAAUAAGGACGGAUCUUUGCCAAAUGUGAAUUUACCUUCAUCUGAAAUGAUGAAAACAUUGUCUAUGACUUUUUUAACACACCAAUCUCCGACCAUCCUCUCCUCUUAUGAUCAUCAACAACAUAACUGUUCUUCACCAACUUCAUCCAUACAACCAUCAAUACCACUGCAAUCUUCUUUGUUUCUUUCUUAUGGUUCAAUUCCUUUGGUCAAUAAAAUUAAAAAAUCAUCCGUUUCAUCUGGUUCUUCAUCAUCUUCUUAUUUAUCACCAACAAUACAAAAAGAACAAAUAUAUUUCCAUGACACCCCUGGUAAACUAUGGUUAACUCCACAAUUACACAACAAUAUGGUAAAAUCUACAGAAUCUUCAACUGUAAAAAUACAUAAAAAUUCUGAUUUGAAAGCAUUAGAUCAUAGUUAUUUAUCGGAUGAUCAAAGUGGAAAUUCUGUAAAUACUUCAUCGACAAUUGAUUUAUUAAAAUGUAUUGGUCCCGUUGAAUUUAUCAAUAAUGGUGCUGGAAUUAAAAAUCCAUUGGCAUGUAGCACAAAAUUUGAAAGGGAAUGGCUAAAUCGUCUUUAUGCUUCUCAAAUAGGUCCAAAUGAGUAUGUUUGCAAAGCAUGUGGUAAACGUUUCCAAUUAUUACGUCUUUUAACACGACAUAUUAAAUGUCAUAGUCAGUUACAUAGGUAUUUAUGCAAGUUUUGUUUCAAAGGAUUCAAUGAUACAUUUGACUUGAAACGUCAUACUAGAACACAUACAGAGUCAAGUUUACGUCGUACUUGAUGAUCCUAUGUUAUUAUUCAAUGGAGCGGUUAUACAAACAUUUGGAGCAUUCAGGAGGUAAUUUUGAUUUGGGACUGAUGCCAACUAUAGAAUCAAUAAAAAACCAUGGAGCCACCAUACAACAACUGCAUUCCACUAUGAGAUCUCACACCAAUGCAAACCCACUAAGCGAAAAUCACCCUCUAAAUAGACUUAGAUUUCCACGAUACCAUCUAGAUUAAUAAUGACCAUGUGACAACUGGUGACUAGUUUCAAGGUGUGCGACCUUAUAGAUGUUCAGAUUGUUCAAAAGCAUUCACCCAACGAUGCUCCUUAGAAGCACAUGGUCGUAAAGUUCAUGGUCGUCCAUUACAAUAUGCAUUCAAAGAACGUAGAGAUAAGUUAUAUGUAUGUGAAGAAUGCGGUUUCAGUACAACAGAUGCUGAAAAUCUACGUCAACAUACACAAACAGUACAUGUAACUAUAAAAUCAUCAAUUGGUGAUAUGUUAACAACCAAUACAUCUUCAAGCCUACUUCAAUUAUUUCCAAAUUAAUUAUUAAAUAAAAAUAAAUACUUAAUUUCAUCAAUUGAAUAAAUUAACGCACACAAAAAGAGAGUUAUAUAUUUUUAAAUAAGUUCAAAAUCAAUUACGUUAUACAUACAAAUACAAUGAAGUUUUCUGAAUAGUCACCAAAACAAUUCAAUGCAAACAUCCCUUUACUUGUUAUCAAUGAUGUGACCUAGAGAUUACAUGAAUCUAGUGAAUAACUUAAAUAAACUUAAUUACAGACAGAAAAGUGUAAUAGAUAUACAAAAGAUCAAAUUAUCUAAGACGGAUAGUUUGCAUAAUCUUUUCCUCGAAUCAUUUACUACAUUUAUAAAGAAGUAAUAAUAAUGAAAAUAUGCUCAUUUCCAUAUUUUAUCGUAUUCUU
Schistosoma intercalatum is the source of this 2387-nucleotide messenger RNA. The record is from the annotation of a GenBank genome assembly. Lineage: Eukaryota; Metazoa; Platyhelminthes; Trematoda; Strigeidida; Schistosomatidae.